Messenger RNA from Oryzias melastigma (Indian medaka), 7243 nucleotides. It is a transcript of the gene tanc1b, whose product is annotated as tetratricopeptide repeat, ankyrin repeat and coiled-coil containing 1b. Lineage: Eukaryota; Metazoa; Chordata; Actinopteri; Beloniformes; Adrianichthyidae. The transcript is spliced from 28 exons. The coding region runs from base 199 to 5943 and encodes 1914 amino acids. Gene Ontology annotation, molecular function: protein binding. The record is from RefSeq and is a predicted model, not a curated record.
CCUGAAGUCUACCGUGGACAAAUCAAUUGAGGAUUGAGUCCGUGUGGAAGUACGCUCUAAGGUCUGGGAAAACUUCUGUUAGCGCUGCUAUAUUCAUGACAUUUGGCAGUGGCAGACACUCGCUGGUAUCCUGCAUACCUACUCCCCACACUUCCUCCCUCACAGGGGCCCUGAGAGAAGGAUUCCAAGAAUCUUGACAUGUUCAAGGCAGUACUGAAGAAGAAUAGGGAUGGAGGCAGAGGGAGCAAGAAGGAUUCAGGUGAAGUUCCCAGCCACAGUGCUCAAAGAAGAUUUCCACCUGAAGAGUCCAGCAGUGGUCACCUAAAUGCACGAGAUGAUGUUUUCAUGCUGGGGUUUAGCAAAGGAGUCUCCAUGUCUCUGCCGUCCUCACCUCUGCUGCCACGUCAAUCUCACAUGAUGCCUUUACGUCCCAGCAAGAGAUCUCCAGGUCCGAUCAGGAAGCCCAAAUAUGUUGAGAGUCCUCGGGUUCCGUCUGAUGCCUUGGGGUCAUCUCUGAGGAAAGUGUCCGAUAAGAAAUCCUCUCAUAAUGACCUACAAGCGGAGCAACAGCCAAGCUCCUCCUCUCCUGCCACUCAGGAACUGAUGACAAGAUUGGGAUUUUUACUUGGAGAAGGGAUCCCGGGUACGGCACACAUACCUAUGGACGACAAGAAUGAAAAGAAGUCCUCCCUGACCUGCCAGGGCAUCAGCCCCUGCUCAACACUGACGAGCAGCACGGCGUCUCCCAGCACCGACAGUCCCUGCUCCACCCUCAACAGCACAACCAGUCGCCCGCCGCUGAGCCGCUCCAGCCCCUGUGGAACCAUCACCAGCCCCAGCUCCACACUGGAGAGCAAAGACAGCGGAAUCAUAGCCACCAUCACCAGCUCUUCAGAGAACGAUGACCGCAGCGGCUCCAGCCUUGAAUGGAGUAAAGACGGCAGCCUGAGGGGAAACGGGCGCCAUGGCCUGGCGCAGUGUGUGCGGGCGGAUACAUGCUCCCCCGUGGUGGAGGAGGACUCCAGCAGCGCUGCGGGCGCGGACCACCAGCUGCAGAAGAUGUCGACAGGAUUAACAGGACCAACGCAGGCUCAGAGUCACACACCUGAGGGAUCCGGUCCGUACCUACCGCAGACGACGUCGUCCCUCAUGAUGCCACGACCAAACUCUGUGGCGGCAACCAGUUCCACAAAGUUAGAAGACUUGAGCUAUCUGGAUGAACAGCGCAACACUCCCCUGAGGACAUCCAUCCGUCUGCCCUGGCACAACACAGGAGGACGCCCACCUCACGACUCCAAAGCCCGCUUUUCUCCCUACAAACCGGCGGACAUCAUGCUCAAGCCUUUGCUGUUCGAGGUGCCCAGCAUCACCACUGACUCUGUGUUCGUCGGCCGAGAUUGGCUCUUUCAGCAGCUGGAAGACGUCCUAAAGGCCACUGAAUCGAACGGCAACCAGGGCGCUGUCAUUUUGGGCAGUGUGGGUCAUGGCAAGACAGCCGUUAUUUCCCGGCUCGUUGCACUGAGCUGCCACGGAGGACGCAUGCGCCAGAUUGCUUCCAAUAGUCCGAGCGCGUCCCCGAAAGCCCAAAGCACAGAGCUUCUCCUCAGCCAGCCGGCUCAGGCCACGCCCCCUUCCAGUGCAGCAAACACACUGAGGACCAGCAACUGCCCAGGAACCCCCGAGGUGCAGCGGCGUCGAGAGGAGCCUGUGAAACGCCUGGCUUCAAAGGUGGUUGCAUAUCAUUAUUGUCAGGCGGAUAACACAUACACCUGUCUAGUGCCAGAAUUUGUGCACAGCAUCGCUGCACUGCUGUGCAGAGCUCAUCAGCUCGGAGCGUAUAGAGAGCUUCUGCUGAAGGAGCCACACCUACAGAGCAUGCUCAGUCUGCGCUCAUGUGUCCAAGACCCCAUGGCUGCCUUUCGAAGAGGAAUUUUGGAACCACUAGUAAACCUUCGUAAAGAAAGGAGAAUUUCAGAAGAAGACCACAUCAUCUUGAUAGAUGGACUCAAUGAAGCGGAGUUCCACAAGCCUGACUACGGGGACACCAUUGCUUCCUUCAUCGCCAAAAUCAUAACCAAAUUCCCAUCCUGGCUCAAGCUGGUGGUGACUGUCCGAGCCAACCUGUUGGAGAUUACCAGCCUCCUGCCCUUCGCCAAGAUCUCCCUGGAUGAGUUUUCUGACAACAAAGAGAUACCCAAUGACCUUAACGCAUAUAUCCAAUACCGCAUCAAUGGCAGCAAGGAUAUUAUGAACAAUAUUAGCCUUAAUGGCAAAGCCGAUUCUGCGAGCGUGAGCCGGCUCAGCAGCCACUUGAUCUCACGCAGCCAGGGCUCCUACCUGUACCUCAAACUCACUCUGGAUCUGUUCGAGAGAGGCCACCUGGUGAUCAAAAGUGCCAGCUACAAAGUCGUGCCUGUCUCAUUGACUGAGCUGUACCAGUUACAGUGCAACAUGAAGUUCAUGACCAAUUCGGCCUUCGAGCGCACCCUGCCUAUCCUCAACGUGGCCCUGGCUUCCUUGCACCCGCUGACGGACGAGCAGCUGUUUCAGGCCAUCAACGCCGGCUCCGUCCGCGGAGAACUGCAGUGGGAGGACUUUCAGCAGCGCCUGGACCUGCUCUCGUCCUUCCUCAUCAAAAGGCGGGACAAGACGCGCAUGUUUUGCCACCCCUCCUUCAGAGAGUGGCUGGUGUGGAGAGCCGAUGGAGAGAGUACAGACUUCCUCUGCGACCCCAGGACUGGUCAUGCUUUUAUGGCCUUCAUGUUAUCCCGGCAAGAGGGGAAGCUGAAUCGCCAGCAGACGAUGGAGCUAGGACACCACAUCCUCAAGGCGCAUAUCUUUAAGGGUCUGAGUAAGAAAACGGGCGUCUCGUCCAGCGUGCUUCAGGCGCUGUGGAUCAGCUGCAGUACUGACGGCCUCUCUGCAGCCUUGGCAUCCCUGAGGAACCUCUACACACCUAACGUGAAGGUGAGUCGUCUCCUGAUGCUGGGAGGAGCUAACGUGAAUUACCGCACGGAAGUCCUGAACAACGCGCCGAUCCUGUGCAUCCAAUGCCACCUCGGCCACCUGGAGAUGGCCUCAUUGCUUUUGGAGUUCGGCGCCAGUCUGGACGUCGUGUCUGAAAACGGCAUGAGUCCCCUCUGCUUCUCAGCUGCUGCAGGACACACUGGACUUGUUAUGCUGCUCUGUAAGAGGGGAGCCAAGGUGGAUCACGUAGAUAAGAGCGGGCAGUGUGCUCUGGUUCACGCUGCUUUACGAGGACACACUGAGAUAAUCCAGUACCUGCUCGAGCUGGAAUGGAUCGCUGAGGGGCUGCAGCAGGACUGCUCUCUGAAGAACAAAGCUCUGCAGCAGGCUUUGAUCGCAGCCUCAAGCAUGGGACACACACAGGUUGUGAGGAGCUUGCUGGUGUUGAAAAAUGAGCACGCUGUGCAAAUUGAUAGUCAUGACACUCUGUGGGGAGAGACAGCUCUGACGGCUGCAGCUGGCCGAGGAAAGAUGGAGGUCUGCAGCUUCCUCCUGGAUCAGGGGGCGCUGGUGCAGCAGGUGAAUCGGCGCGGGGUUUCUUCCCUGUUCUGUGCCGUCAGACAGGGACACUGGCAGAUCGCCGAGCUCCUGCUGCAGCACGGCGCCGACAUCAACAUCAGCGACAAACAGGGCAGGACCCUCCUCAUGGUGGCGGCCUGCGAGGGUCAUCUGAGCACCGUCGAGUUCCUGCUGUCUAAAGGGGCUUCGUUGACUCAGAUGGACAAGGAGGGUCUGAUGCCCCUCAGCUGGGCCUGUUUGAAAGGGCAUAAGGACGUGGUGCAGUUUUUGGUGGAGAAAGGUGCCAUCAUCGACCACACGGAUAAAAACGGACGAACUCCGCUGGAUUUAGCUGCUUUUUAUGGAGAUGCAGAGAUUGUCCAGUAUCUGGUGGAAAAGGGAGCAGUGAUAGAGCAUGUGGAUCACAGUGGGAUGAGGCCUCUGGACCGGGCCAUUGGUUGCAGGAAUACAUCUGUGGUGGUGACUCUGUUAAAGAAAGGGGCCAAGCUGGGCUACAGAACGUCUCCUUACGAUCGAUCAGGAAACGCUUCCUGGGCCAUGGCCACCUCCAAGCCUGAUAUCCUCAUCAUCCUCCUUCAGAAGCUCAUGGAGGAGGGCAACCUGCUUUACAAGAAAGGGAAGAUGAAAGACGCGGCGCAGAGGUACCAGUACGCCCUGAGGAAGUUUCCUCGAGAAGGCUUCGGAGAUGACCUGAAGCCAUUUAAAGACCUGAGGGUCUCUCUGUACCUCAGUCUGUCCCGGUGUCGCAGAAAAACCAACGAUUUCGGGAUGGCUGAAGAGUUUGCAACAAAAGCACUGGAGUUGAAGCCCAAAUCCUACGAGGCCUACUACGCCCGCGCCAGAGCGAAGAGGAGCAGCAGACAGUUCACGGCGGCGCUCGCCGACCUCCACGAAGCAGCCAAGCUGUGUCCCAACAACCGGGAGAUCCGUCGCCUGCUGGCCCGAGUGGAGGAUGAGUGUAAACAGAUGCAGAGGAGUCAGGCCAAAGGAGGCGUCGCCGGAGCCGCCGCUGCCUGCAGCCAGGCGUCAAGAGGACAGGAGUCUGACCCGGAGCACGAAGACGGCCAGGAGGAACCCUCAGAGCACAGCCUAGCCAGGAGUGUGGAGGCCCAAAGAGAGAUCCUGGAGGAGGAGGAGGAGGACGACGAGGAAGAGGAGGGGGUGUCCUUGAAACAUGACAGAACAGGUGAAGCCUGCUGGACCCACAACAAUUAUUCCUUCAACAGAGUCUUACCGUCCGACCCCCCAGCUGCCAGCAGCUGCCCCGGACAUCAGAACCAGACUCCCAGCUCCCCCCCAGGCCCCGGCCGGCUGCCGCCUCACCGCUACCCCCGAGAGCACCGGGAGCCCCUGGCUCAGCAGGCGCUGGUCAUGCAGCCCACCAAGCAGGCUCAGAUCGUCAAAACCAACCAGCACAUGGGCGCUGUGGGGGGGCGCUCCACGGGGGCUAAAUCUCAGUAUGCUCCGUCCAGCCCUCUACCCAGCCGCCACAUGUCCAGCAUGCUGAAGCCAGGGCCGGGAAUCGACAUCAGCCCGCUGCCGACACCAGCUGAAGAGCCCGUGUACGGGAACCGGGCGCUGCCAGCCGCUGCCUCCCCCUGCGACAACGACAACCUGCUUUCGCCACAAACGUCCUACAAUGGCUCCAAAGCUCUGGGGCAGGACCGGCUGUCGGUCCAUUCCGCGUCCUCUCUGGACGGGUCGGCCAUCUCUGGACACACGGGGAACCACUCUGACCCCGGGAAGGAGGGCAUGUGUCCGGCGGCGGCGGCAUCUCAGGGAGGAAGCCUCAGCUGCAUGCGAGUGUCCAGCUCCACCAGCAGCUUAGCCUCCAGCAGCAGCUUGUCUGACAGCGGCAAGCUCGGACCCGACGUCCGCUCCAAGAUCUCCGACAAACCCAAACUCAGCCAGCAGGCCGGUUCUGCGGCAGAGUACAAACCCAGACCUUUCAUGGGAAUAACCGACAAGACUGCACGCUUUCAGCAGCAGCAGCAGGUCCAGCAGCACCACCACAGCCUGCAGAGCCACCCGAGUCUGCAGUCCACCGGUCGCAGCUGGCUGAGCCGCUCCUGCGACGGCCCGGUGUGUCAGAACAUGUCCGCCGUGAGCCUGCAGCCGGCCGACUGCGAGUUCCCUUACAGCAGAGCGGGCGGCGUCUACCAGGAGCAGCACAAACACCCGCCGGUUCAGAGCGCCAUGACUCUGAGCGGCUUACAGAACGGCAUGCACGCCAAGGAAUUUGCAGAGAAGUUCUGCCAAGCGGCAAACUGUUUCAAAGAGUCCAAGCCGCCGCUGGCUGUGCCGCAUCCCAAGCAGCACGGGUUGGCCCGAGAUAAUCCCGCCAUUCACGUAGCUUCAAUGAAACCAAAGCGAUCAUUCAUAGAGUCGAAUGUGUAAACCCGUCUGUCCGUAACGCACGCUCACCGGCAAAACCACAAGUGGGACGGCGUCCGUCUUUAUUCUGUAACGAAACGACGAUGCACCUAAAGUUCCCGACCCGUCGCUUCAAGCUUCUGUUACAUGAAGACCACCGGCAUGCAGCCGAGCCGGAGCCAGUGCACUGAUAUGUGGACGCGUGCUCCACAGCAACACUUUACACAGGCAGGCGGAGCCAGUGCUGCAGCCGUUCCAGCUCCACCGCUCUGAUCCUUCACUCUUUGCUCAUGGGGAGUUCUUCACUUUAAUUCAAGCUAGUUCAGCUAAUAAAACCUCUUUUUUAAAAAAGAUUCUUUCAUCUUAUUUAGCAGACGUGGGGCCAUAUUUGCAUUUAAAACAGUCGUAUUUAUGCACAAAGCAGGAAAAUUAAAAGUUUAAGUAAAGGUGCUAUGUACCGAGCUGCAGCUCUAAAGGUGCUGGAAGACCCUCCAAUUCAAAAAAAGGAGGUCUUUCUCUGGGACCAGAUGACUAAUUCCUGGGGUUUUGGAGCAGUUUAGAAAAACUGGGUGCAAUCAAACUUUUAGCUUAUAAAGCGAAAUACUAAUCAUUUUGAAGAUACUUAUUAAAGAAAAGUUUUCCUGAAGUGGCGGCACAAACAAAAACCAUCUGAACACCAUCAUGCGCAAAAAGUGAAGGAGUAUUCAGCGACGCGACUGUACGGAACGGGCAUUCCCUCGUUUUAGGAAGGAUGUAAAAAUCCUCACGUUGUGUAAAAUAUAUAAAUAUGUUCCGUUUCUUUUCAGUGAAGGUCUAUGUUUUGUGUAUUGGCAAGUUCAGACGUGUGAAUUUUGAGUUUUCGGCACAAUGUUGUUGAAAAUGGUGUUUGUUAAAUAUAUAUUUGUACAUUAUCUGAAUCACCAUUAACACUGAAUUCCUUUGUGUAUCUGCUUGUUGUUGCCGUCUAGUUUAAUUUAUUUACAGCGCCAAUGGCUUUGGUUAAUUGUUAAAGCAAUAUAUUUUAUAUAGUUAUUUUUGCACAGCUACUAAGACAUUUUAUGAUUCUCAUUAUUGUUGAGAGCUCAGUGCAUGCUUCAAUUGCAGUUUAUAUUGCGAAAUACAAAAAGAUAUAUAUCCAUCUAUAAAAAUGAGAGAUGGUUGGGGGCAGAGCGCCGCCGGCGUCAUUUUAUGAUGUAUUUUAAACGCAAUUGUUGCCAUGUUUUCAGUAUUGUGAGCUUUAUUAGCCGUGAUCACAUACUGUAAUUGAACAUUACUGCCAUAGACACCAUGGGAGACUGAAUAAAGGCCCACUGAGGAAAAUAUU